This is a messenger RNA of Culex pipiens pallens (northern house mosquito), 3903 nucleotides long. RefSeq names its product insulin-like growth factor-binding protein complex acid labile subunit. NCBI's taxonomy places the organism in Eukaryota, Metazoa, Arthropoda, Insecta, Diptera, Culicidae. The record is from RefSeq and is a predicted model, not a curated record. Gene Ontology annotation, molecular function: protein binding. The transcript has 13 exons. The coding region runs from base 1069 to 2934 and encodes 621 amino acids.
CGUUAAAGGAAGCAAAGUGUUCUAACGGAAAGGAAGUUGCACCAAAAUUAAGACGCAAAAAAAAGGAAAAUAAAAAGUAGCAGCUGCUGCGAUGUAAUUCGAUAAUUGCUGAUCGGAUUAAAGGGGAACCCCCUCUCUGGUGAAUGAGUAAGGGAGUGAGAAGAAAAUAUCAAAACGAUAAGGAUAAAGGAAAGCAUGAAUGAGUGAAAGGCAGUGAUGAUCGCCACCGCCGCAAGGGGAAAGUGAUUGAAUAUGAAAUGUUACACCAGCACUGCUGAAAAGGAAGCCGCAGCAACAUAAUACCGGUGCUGGGCGAUUUAUGUGGGAGAAUUUAGAACAAGUGAUUUGUUUGGGUGGAAUAGUGUAGGCGUGUAUUGUUGUCAUUAUUGUGCGCCCCAGGAGCAGGGAGUUGGGGACCGCAGGCCGAUUUAUGUUUUACAAGAUCGUCACCACACGCCAAUCAAAAGAACACCUGCUCCAUGAUCACCCCCCAGGAUCAUCUCCCACUGUUUGCAAAUAAUUCCAAUGCAAUCCAUUACCGGAGCUCGAAUUCCACCUGCAAUCGAGAGCACCGCCAAUCCCGGAAUAAUAACCCCGCUCAAAUGACCCCCGUUCAGCGCGGGAAAUUGGUCGAUUAAUUAAAUACCACCACCACCACCACGGAAUCCUCGUUUGAACCAACCGAUCCGGGGAAGAUAAAAAAACAUAACAAAAGUGCUGCCAAUUUUCCAACAAUCAGCGCUCGAAAUUUCCACCUGUUUGAGCAGGGAAACGAAACAAAACACAACAGAGCAAUCACUCAGUGGUCACCCCACACACACACACAAGUGAGCAAUCCCACAGUCAGGUUUCAAGUUUCCCGAGGGAACAAAAAACAACAACAAACUGCGCAACGAGAGCAAUUCCGGUUGUGCAUUUUGCAUUCCAGUGAUAUUGGGAGGUGGUGAGGUGCGAUCGAGUUGAUUGACUGCCACAGAGUGGCAGUGAUUGGAUUUCAUUAGACCACGUGUGGGCGCACGUGGUGGUAGCGAGAGGACACUUGCAGUUGGUUAGAAGCUCAACCCAACAAUGGUCCUAAGGAAGCACCUCUCCGCCGGUCGUAAAAUGGCCAGCACGUGGCUGCUGCUGCUACUCACCCUGGCCAUCGCAGUCCGGAUCGGCUCCGGCCAGAGUUCGCUGCUGAAGCGAUGCCCGGCGGCCUGCACCUGUGAUCUAGAUCAAAGGGGACUCUACCAGACGACCUGCACAAAAGUGGAAUGGCGAGCCAUCCCGGUGCACGACUUCGAGAAGGAGGUCGAGGUGAUCGUCAUCAAGGGGUCGAAAAAUUCGCUCAACAUUGGGCCCAUCUUCCAGACGUUUUCCAAGCUGGAAAUGCUUCGCAUCACGAACGCCAACGUGCCGGCCAUCGGCAUGAACUCGUUCUGGGGACUGGUCCGGCUGCGCACGCUGGACCUCUCGCGGAACAACAUCACCCAGAUCAUCGUGGACAACUUCCGCGGCCAGGACAACCUGCUCGAGCUGGAUCUGUCGAAGAACCGGAUGGAGCGAAUUGCCAGUGGGACUUUUGGCCAUCUUAAGAGUCUCAAAUCGCUGAACCUGGCGGACAACUCCAUCGAUGAGCUGAACGCGAGACUGUUUCUGCACCUGGCCAAGCUCAAGUAUCUGGACCUGAGUCGGAACCCCAUCGAUGAUCUGCCACCGGAGGUGUUCAAGGACGUUCAGGAGUUGAAAGUGCUAAAAGUCCGAGGGUGUCAUCUGUUGAACGUGAAUCCGCAGGUGUACAAUAUGCUGACACAUCUGAACGAGCUGGAUCUGGGCCAGAAUCAGUUCACCUACUUGGUGAGGUCGGAAUUCAAGGACCUGAAGCGGCUCCGGGUACUCCGCCUCGACGGCAAUCAGCUGUCCGCCGUCGUUGACAGGCUGUUCGAGUACCAGAAGGGGCUCAACGUGCUAGAUCUUUCCUCGAAUCGGCUGGCGAAAAUCUCGGAGACGGCUUUCGAGAAUUUAUCGAAUCUCACAUAUCUGGACGUAUCGUACAAUAAAUUGUCCCGCGUCGAGCCGGAAAGCCUGGAACCGCUGACGAGGCUGCAAACGUUCAACCUGAGCGGAAACCUGCAGCUGGAUCUGAUGGAGGUGGAACCAACGUUCCAGAUAAUCCCCAACAUUAGCACGCUGGCGGUGGCCGACAUGGGACCGCUGCCGAUUAGGCUGUUCGCACCGUUCCGGCAGCUGCGGGCGCUCAACCUGUCCGGGAACCACAUCGACAACAACACGCUGCAAAUCAUCCUGCCGUUGACGCAGCUGCAGCUCCUCGACCUGUCCCGCAAUCAGCUGUCCGGAGUGGAAGAACGGUUCGCGACCCAGCUGUCCCAGAUCGCCGACCUUCGGAUCGAGAACAAUCCGCUGAUAUGUGACCGAUGUCACAUGGGUGCGCUCAUCGACAUGGCCGAAAAGCUGCCCUGGGGUGAAAAGGCGGAGUGCUUCUUGCCGGAAAAUCUCCGGGGACUCACCAUCAGCAAGCUGGUGGACGACGCCCGGGUCGAGAGCUGCAUGGAGGUCAUCGUGGACGAGGACCACGACGCGGCCAGCACGUCGCACAACUUUCUCGAGCAAGCUGGUAGUGCCAGUGUGCUUGCUUUCUGUGGCCUGAUACUGUUCGUGAUACUGGCCAUAAUCGUGGUGUCCACGGCGAUCUGCUUCUCGAGGCACCGGGCGCGGUAUUACACACACGAGGACAAGCGAGAAGCCACCCUGGAGAAGAACGGCACCGAGACGUCCCUGCUGACCGCCACCGGCAGCGAAAUCAACUUCAAGUUCCCGUACAACGACCGGGUUUGCACCAUCGACGAAAUGUGCAUCCCCGCCCCACCCCCUCCGCCCUCAUCCGGCGGCAGCAAAGUCCUCGCCAGCAACGUCAUCGAACGGUUCGAUUAACGAACGGAGGACGGUGAUGGCGGCGGUGGUGGGGGCUCGUCCGUAACCGGCACCACGGUGGCCAUCAUCAGCGGGGACGAUUCGUCCUCCUCCGUCACGGCCUCGGCCAUCACCACCAGCAGCAGCAUGGGCAGCAGUAGCGGGACGACGGCGGGAGGGGCAGUUCCGUUGAAGGGGAUUUUAAGGAAAAAGCAGGACGUGUUUUAGGGAUGCGCCACGGAAUGUGUGACAGGAGAAGCUUUCGACAUGGUCGAUAAGCGAGAAACAAGAAGCCAGUGCGUGUAAAUAUUAGUGAUUUAGGUUAAGCGACGAACGUUUGUAUUUAUAUGUGUAAGUGAAGGAUACUUAACUCGUAAGUGUGUGAGUGUGCGUGAGGAUGGAGGAAAAGCAGCGAAAAAGUUUCACAUAAUCUUGACUAAUUGUAAUUAAGGAUUGAUGGUUUGUUUAGCCCGGUGAACUGACUCAAUAAAUGUUACAGUGGGAUUUAACAUCGAAAAACUCAAAAUAUAUAUUUUUUCUUUCAUAAUAUUUGUUGUGAUUUUUAUUUGUAUUCCAAGAUAAGUUUGACUAAAAAGCGUAUAAUAUAAAAAAAAUAACUUAAGCGAACUACAAUUCCAAUAGCAAUCAGCAAUCAUAAUUCAAAUAAGCUGAUUUUUUGUUCAAUUAUGUCCAAAGAAAUUUGAGAAAUUUCGAAAUAUUUUGGCUCUUGCUAAGAAAAUAAAUUCAUACUUCAAAUAAUGUUUUCAAAUGCUUUUUUUAUUGCCAUACAUACCAAAACUUUCCCCUAUUUAAUCCCACUGUGCACCGUUGAUGGAGGAUCAUUAGCCUGGAAAUGCUCCAGUCUAGACGACGGGCUAGCGACAAACGAUUUCUUAAACCAGCGCCAAUUUGUAAAUAAACUUGUACACACAGACAAACAGACACAAAAACAACACUCUGCUCGGUGAAACACGAAAACAAAAACAAAAA